AUGCUGGCACUGGGCAGGCAACUGGGGCAGCUUGGACAGCUCGGCCGUUCGCUGCAGCCCGAGCGUGCGCUGCCGCUGCUCCUGAGCACCCUCCAGCAGCUGCGGCAGGCGCAGGAAGACAGGCCAUAUAGCUCCGCGCGGCGGCAGGCCGCCGCUGCCGCAGAAGUGACAGGCGGCAGCGCCCUCACCGACGAGCCGGAGCCGGUGCUGCGUGUGCCCGACCUGAGCACGAUCAGCGCACUGAACCCGCGGCUGCAUGAAAUCAUUCUGCAGCACCAGGCCCUGCAAAAGAGUGCCAGCGCGGUGGACACAAUGUUGGCCGCCCUGCAGGCCGCCAGCCCAGCCAUCAAGCAGCCGCAGCGCCUGAACAAAACCGCCUUCCGGGCGCUACGAGUUGACCAGCUGCGCGGCCUGCUGGAGCAGCUGGGGGCAGACACACGCGGCACCAAGGAGGUGCUGGUGCAGCGCCUGCUGGACAUAGGCAGCGGAGAGCAGGAGCGGCAGCAGGAGCAGCAUGCGGCGGCGGUGUCGCGGGCGGGAGCGGCCAUGAAGGAGGGGGUGGUCAGCCGACGACAGAUUGCAGCGCAGGCAGUGGUGGCGGAGCGGCUGGCAGCGGCGGCGGAGCGGGGCGGGUAUGGCGUGCCAGAGGCCAGCCUGCGGGAGAGCCACCGCCAGAUGGUGCAGCAGUCGGGGUAUGCCCAGAUCUUUCGGCCGCAGGAGGUGGCCGACAUCCUGGCAGAGGCGCGCGCCGAUGACGUGGCCAUCAUCGAUGUGCGCGGGCGCUGCGCCUUCACAGACUACAUGGUGCUAGCCACGGCGCGCAGCCAGCGGCUGGUGCGCAUGCUGGCGGCGGCGGUGCUGCACCAGCUCAAGGCGCGGGCGCGGGAGGUGGCGCCCGGGGUGGCCCCCACCGUCGAGGGCGCACUGGACGACUCGGAGUGGCUGGUGGUGGAUGCCGGCAGCGUGGUGGCCCACGUGUUUCUGGAGGGCUACCGGGAGGAGUAUGCUCUGGAGGAGCUGUGGGCGCCAGACGGCUCCAACAUACAGCGGGUGGCGCCCAAGCAAACCGUGCACACGCUGGACAGCCUGCAAUGA
Messenger RNA from Chlorella variabilis, 1095 nucleotides. RefSeq lists its product as hypothetical. The record is from RefSeq and is a predicted model, not a curated record. The coding region runs from base 1 to 1095 and encodes 364 amino acids. Gene Ontology annotation, biological process: negative regulation of translation; negative regulation of ribosome biogenesis. The transcript is spliced from 5 exons. Lineage: Eukaryota; Viridiplantae; Chlorophyta; Trebouxiophyceae; Chlorellales; Chlorellaceae. Gene Ontology annotation, molecular function: ribosomal large subunit binding.